Drosophila elegans is the source of this 983-nucleotide messenger RNA. It is a transcript of the gene Recs1, whose product is annotated as protein lifeguard 1. The coding region runs from base 76 to 870 and encodes 264 amino acids. NCBI's taxonomy places the organism in Eukaryota, Metazoa, Arthropoda, Insecta, Diptera, Drosophilidae. The transcript has a single exon. Gene Ontology annotation, cellular component: membrane. The record is from RefSeq and is a predicted model, not a curated record.
AUACCAGUUACAUUACCUUUAUUAAUAUCACCGAUUGAAAUUUAUAAAAUAGCCAGUUGAAGAGUGAUAUCCAGAAUGCAGGUUGUCGGAGAACCAGUGCAGCAGUAUGGAAAUCGGAGCCGCCAGGCGGAGAGCAUUCCGUUGGGAAGAUAUGAAGCCUACGGAUCGGAGACGGAACCAGAGGGUCAGGACAAGGAUUUGGAGUUCUGCAACAGCAGCAUCCGCCGUGGGUUCAUUCGGAAGGUGUACCUCAUUCUGCUGCUGCAAAUGAUUACGUCGCUGGUGGUGAUCACGGCCCUUACAAUAGACAAGCAGGUGCGAUUGGGGGUGGCUAAGAGCACUUGGAUGUUCCUUUUGGCCCUGUUUACGGUCGUGGCUAUACUGGUCACCUUGGCCUGUAACGAGAACCUCCGUCGUCGAUCGCCGCUGAACCUUCUCUUCUUGUCCGCCUUCACAAUAGCCGAAUCCUUUUUACUGGCCAUAGCUGCGUGUCGCUUUGCUCCGAUGGAGAUUUUCAUAGCCGUUUUGAUUACGGCUGCAGUUUGCCUGGGACUCACUCUAUUUGCACUACAAACCCGGUACGAUUUCACCAUGAUGGGCGGCUUCCUGUUGAGCUCCCUGAUUAUCCUGCUGCUUUUCGGCAUCUUGACCAUUUUCGUGGGCGGUGGUCUUUUCACCUACGUAUAUGCCUCCAUCAGUGCUUUGCUGUUUUCCGUUUAUUUAGUUUACGACACUCAACUGAUGAUGGGCGGCAGACACAGGUACUCCAUAAGUCCAGAGGAAUACAUAUUCGCAGCCAUCAAUCUGUACAUGGAUGUGAUAAAUAUAUUCUUGGAUAUUUUACAGAUUAUGGGAGGAUCCGAUACAUAGGAAAUCCGCACAAAUCCCAAAAACAUGGCAUACUUUCAGGCAUUUAUCGGAUUAUUCCCUCCACUGACCCAACGCAAUGUCGAAAAUUAAUAAAUCAAAUUGUGCAGCAUCGA